Molecule: messenger RNA, 3037 nt
Organism: Nerophis lumbriciformis (worm pipefish)
Lineage: Eukaryota; Metazoa; Chordata; Actinopteri; Syngnathiformes; Syngnathidae
Source: RefSeq, a predicted model, not a curated record
CAAAUCAUUGUUUUCCGUUUAUAUUUACAUCUAACACAAUUUCCGAACUCAUAUGGAAACGGGGUUUUUAUUUUGCAUGUAAAGGGCACUGAGAAUGGGAUUAAAAUGUAUUUAUGUAUUUGUGUGUUUUUCUAUUAUACUGUCACUUUAAAUCGAACCAAUUAAUAAAUAUAAAUUAAUACACAUUUUGUGGUUAAGAAUGACAGUGUAGAACAGGGGUGUCAAGCUCAUUUUAGCCUAGGGGCCGCAUGGAGGAAAAUGUAUUCCCAAGUGGGCCGGAAUGGUAAAAUCAUGGCAUUAUAACUGACAAAUAAAGACAACUCCAGGUUGUUUUCUUUGUUUUGCUUUGGCCCAAAAUAGAACAUGCACAUUCUGAAAACAUACAAAUCACAAAUAAUCCUCCAAAAUUUUGAGGAAAUUGGUUCGGCUUCAAAAAACACAAUGAGCUUAGACUUGGUCUCAGUGUAUCUACAAAGACAGGAUUAAACUUUUAAGUCACAGUCUUUCUAGGAUUGAAGAAAAAACAAUCAAAUACCUCCUUUGUCAUGUCCACGUAUCAAUGCAGUGCUGACUCAACAAACCGUAAAAAUCUGAGGUAAAACUAUUAAAAACUACACUUUUCUCGUGUUUGAUAGACAUUUUGGGGCAACGAGGGUGCCAAAUAUCCAUGUUUUUGAAGCAGAAGACAUAAAACGGCAGGUUUUAAGUUUCAUGUGGGUCGAGGAGGAGGAGCCACAGUCACCCUUUACUGUGUACCCCUUACUGAACCGUUUGCUUGCCUAACAGAAUUGCUUUUGUGACAUCCAGUGGACACAUUUAGAACAGCAGUUUCUUUCGUUAAAAAAAAACCCCAGCUCAUUUUCAUACUUGGCAAACUCAUCACGCGGGCCGGAUAAAAUAUGUUUGCGGGCCUGAUCCGAACGUUUGACAUCCCUGGUGUAGAAUGUUAAUUAGGCCAUUUAGUUAAAAAAAUAUUCCUACUAAAGGAUUAAGUUGCAAAAUUAUAAGAACAAAACAAAGUUUAUUAAUCAUGUAUUUAAAAUAAGUGCAAUGAUCAUGAAUUGUAUUCUUUCUGUGCAGGCAGAUUCAAAGUUUCCGUGAUGUCAUUGGUCGUUGUCAUUGACAGAAGUCACGUGGCUUCAUCACGUGACAUCCCGGAAGCUGUGAGGUGUUUUUUUUUUUACUGUAUGUAUUGUCGGCUCACCGCGACGCCGAGUCGCACACAAUGCAUGUUGGCGAGACUCCAUAAGUAUGGAUAAGAUAAACAUUUGUCUACGUCCCGACGUGCUUCUUGAGGUAAUUACCUGUCUUUUGUCGCCAUUGUGAGCGUCCACUCCGAACCAUCACCAUGGCAUCUUCGAGGUGCGUUCAGGACCUUGCCACAGAGAAGGACAGACUUCUUUCCUCCACGACCGACUACGGGUCUCAGGACCUUCUCGGGGCUAGUCUUGUGAGCGCCGACCUCCGCCAGCUGCAGGAGCAGGAGGAGGAAGAGUCCCUGAGGAGGAAGCUCAAGUAUUUCUUCAUGAGCCCGUGCGACAAGUACCACGCCAAGGGACGCAAGCCCUUCAAGCUGGGCCUGCAGCUGCUCAAAAUCGUCAUCGUCACAGUGCAGCUGGUGCUCUUUGGCCUGAGCAACCAGAUGGUUGUGACGUUCAAAGAGGAAAACACAGCGGCGUUCAAACAUCUCUUUCUGAGGGGUUACCGUGACAACACUCCUCAGGCGGUCCACACGCAAAAAGAACUGUACAGCCACAUCAACUUUGCCAUUGCGCAGUACCUCGCUCUCCCUGAGAUCUCUCUGGGACAGUAUGCCUACGUACCAGGUGUCGGGGGAAAUGGAAGUGCGCUCCUCCUGUGCCAGAGAUACUACAAGAGGGCCACCAUCAUCCCUGUCAAUGAGACCUUCGACAUCGAUCCUCAUAUUCUCACUGAGUGCAUCGGAGUCAGCCCGCAGACUCACGGUUCCGCUGGUGGAGAAGGCGGCUACAGGAACUUCACUCUCAACUUUUACAAGCUGAUCAAUGUGACAAUUGAUUUCCAGUUGAAGGCGAUCAACGUUCAGACCAUCAUCAACAAUGAGAUCCCUGACUGCUACACCUUUGCUAUCACGAUCCUCAUGGACAACCGAGCUCACAGCGGCAAAGUUAAGGUGAGUUUACAAAACCAGGCCUCCAUAAGGGAAUGUAAGGACCCCAACGUGUCUGGACAUGCGGAGAGCUACGCCCGGCAGUUCUUUGACGUGUUGGUGGCGCUCGUUUGCCUGCUCUCUCUGCUGCUGUGUGGACGGUCCGUCCUCAGAGGUGUAAUCUUGCAACACGAAUACGGACAGUUUUUCCAGAGCAGACUGGGCCGUGGCGUGAGCUGGGGUGACAGAAUGGAGUUCAUCAACGGCUGGUACAUUCUGCUCAUCGUAAGCGACAUGUUCACCAUCGUCGGCAGCUUCAUCAAGAUUGGGAUCGAGUCCAAGAAUUUAUCAUCCUACGACGUGUGUUCCAUCCUGCUGGGAACGUCCACUUUGUUGGUAUGGCUGGGAGUCAUCCGUUAUCUCAGCUUCUUUCAGAAAUACAACAUCUUGAUCGUGACACUCCGGGCUGCUUUUCCCAAUGUCAUCCGUUUCUGUUGCUGCGCGGCCGCCAUAUAUUUGGGAUACUGCUUCUGUGGAUGGAUUGUACUGGGCCCGUAUCAUACCAAGUUUCGCUCCCUGCCCAUGGUGUCAGAGUGCCUCUUUUCGCUGAUUAACGGCGAUGACAUGUUUGUGACGUUCGCCGAGAUGGAGCGGACCGGCACACUGGUUUGGAUCUUCAGCCAGGUCUACCUUUACACCUUCAUCUCCCUCUUCAUCUACAUGGUGCUGUCCCUCUUCAUCGCGCUCAUCACCGGAGCCUACGACACCAUCAUGGCGCAAACACAGGAGCAGGUACGCGUCAGCGACCUCCAUGCGUUUAUCGCGGCGUGCACGGACACGCCCAGCUCUGGGAGGUUCCGCAGUCCUGAGGGGUCGUCAUGCUCCUUCCUCUGCUGCUGUGAGUGGUAA